AUGGAUAUAUGUAAUGUUUACUCCCCUUGUUGUAUUACUCUUAAACGUGUCCUGUGGAGAAGUCUGAUAGAGCUGAAUUAUAGGUUCAAUGAUGGUGAAUGGUUGACGGGUGGAGAUUUCAACGCGGUUAAAAAUGGGAGGGAGAGGAAAGGAAGGUCGACGGAGGGAAACAAUGCGGAUUGGGAUGAAUUUUCUGGUUUCAUAAACGACACAAGAUUGGAGGACGUGGCUUGCAAAGGCAAGCCACUCAGUUGGUUUAGUAGUGAUGGUAGAACCAAAAGUCGCAUUGAUCGUUUCUUGAUGGCUAAGAAGAUUGUGGAUUGGUGGGGGGUUAUUGGGCAACAAUUAGGUGAAAGGGACAUAUCAAAUCAUUGUCCAAUUUGGAUCGUCGCGGAUAAGAAGGAUUGGGGACCAAAGCCGUUUAAGUUUAAUAAUGAGUGGUUUCAGAAUAAGGAUUUCAUGGGUUUUGUAGAGAAAGAGUGGAAGGAGAUGGAGGUUUACAGCCGAGGGGAUUUUGUGUUGAAGGAAAAAAUGAGGAUUUUGAAAAGUAAACUAAGAUGGUGGUAUGUAAACGUUUUUGGAAAGAUUGAUAUGGAGGUGGAAGACGGCGUAAAGGAGAUUAACGAUUUAGACAAUCUUUCAUCGGAUGUUGAGGAGGAAGAGGAUGCAAGAAGAAAGGCGAAUAGGAAAUUAUGGUUGAAUCUAAAAAUUAGGGAGAACAUGUUAAUUCAAAAAGCAAGAUUGAAGUGGCUUACCGACGGGGACGAUAAUAGUAAGUUCUUUCACGCGAUUAUGAAAAGCGGCAUAAGGCGUAAUUUUCUUGGUCCUUUUUCUUCUCCAAGAGGGAUGAUUAGUGAAAUGGAGGACGUAAAGGAUAUGGUUUUUGAUCACUUCGAAGACAAAUUCAAAGAGAUGGAUGCGAUUAGACCAUUUCUUGAAGGAGAUUUGUUCAAUUCUUUAAGUGAGGAAGACACGUGUUCUCUUGAAUCACCUUUUAAAGAAGUUGAAAUCAAAGAAGCGGUGUGGAAUUGA
Vicia villosa (hairy vetch) is the source of this 1032-nucleotide messenger RNA. RefSeq lists its product as uncharacterized. Bases 1 to 1032 code for a protein of 343 amino acids. The transcript has a single exon. Lineage: Eukaryota; Viridiplantae; Streptophyta; Magnoliopsida; Fabales; Fabaceae. The record is from RefSeq and is a predicted model, not a curated record.